Sphaerodactylus townsendi is the source of this 2697-nucleotide messenger RNA. It is a transcript of the gene RANGAP1, whose product is annotated as Ran GTPase activating protein 1. Gene Ontology annotation, molecular function: GTPase activator activity; small GTPase binding. The record is from RefSeq and is a predicted model, not a curated record. Gene Ontology annotation, cellular component: perinuclear region of cytoplasm; cytosol; nucleus. Lineage: Eukaryota; Metazoa; Chordata; Lepidosauria; Squamata; Sphaerodactylidae. The coding region runs from base 214 to 1974 and encodes 586 amino acids. Gene Ontology annotation, biological process: nucleocytoplasmic transport; activation of GTPase activity; signal transduction. The transcript is spliced from 16 exons.
ACCUCAGGAGACAGAGGGACUCAGGAGCGAAUCACAGCGUCGGAAACAAAACUGCCGGCUUUCAAAUCCUCCGCCUCCCGUAGCGCCAUCAUCCUCGGCAGUUGUGGCGGCGGCGGCGGCAAGUAGCGGCAACGUGACAGGCUGAACGCGGCGGAUCCUCGGUAGCUGAGCGGCCCAAUUUUCUCAACUGGGAAGGCUGACACAGCCUUCAACAUGGCAUCAGAAGACAUUUCUAAGCUGGCAGAGUCGCUUGCCAAAACACAGGUGGGCGGAGGACAGCUGAGUUUCAAAGGAAAAAGCCUGAAGCUCAAUAGAGCAGAAGAUGCUGAGGAAGUGAUUAAAGAGAUUGAAGAGUUUGAUGGCAUGGAAGCUCUUCGUCUGGAAGGAAAUACCGUCGGGGUGGAGGCAGCGAGGGCCAUAGCCAAAGCUUUGGAGAAGAAACCUGAGCUCAAGAGAUGCCAUUGGAGUGAUAUGUUCACUGGAAGGAUGAGAUCUGAGAUUCCUCCUGCACUGAUCUCUCUUGGGGAGGCCCUUGUUUCUGCAGGCUGCCAGCUUGUAGAACUGGAUCUGAGUGACAACGCCUUUGGACCAGAUGGGGUGCGUGGAUUUGAGGCGCUGCUGAAGAGCCCUGCCUGUUUCACUCUGCAGGAACUCAAGCUAAACAACUGUGGCAUGGGCAUUGGUGGUGGCAAGAUCUUGGCAGGCGCUCUGCAAGAAUGUCAUAGGAAGUCAAGUGCUCAGGGCAAACCUUUAGCUCUGAAAGUAUUUGUUGCUGGCAGGAACCGCUUGGAAAAUGAUGGUGCAACUGCUCUUGCUGAGGCCUUCCGGAUUAUUGGUACAUUGGAAGAAGUGCAUAUGCCACAAAAUGGAAUCAAUCACCCAGGAAUUACAGCCUUGGCGCAGGCCUUUGCUCUCAAUCCCUUGCUGAGAGUGAUCAACCUGAAUGACAACACUUUUACAGAAAAGGGGGCAGUGGCCAUGGCAGAGACCCUGAAGAAACUCAGACAAGUAGAAGUGAUCAACUUUGGUGACUGCCUGGUGCGUUCAAAAGGUGCUGUUGCCAUUGCUGAAGCUGUCAAAGAGGGGCUCCAUAAACUGAAGGAACUCAACUUGUCCUUCUGUGAAAUCAAGCGAGAUGCUGCUCUGAUUAUUGCUGAAGCUACUGAAAAUAGGUCAGAGCUAGAGAAGCUAGAUCUCAAUGGCAACAGCUUUGGGCUGGAAGGCUGUGAACAGAUUCAGGAGAUCCUUGAAAGCUUCAACAUGGCAGAGGUGCUUGGAUCCCUGAGUGAUGAUGAAGGGGAAGAUGAUGAUGAUGAAGAAGAUGAUGAUGACGAUGAGGAUGAGGAUGAUGAAGAAGAGGAGGAGGAAGAGGAGGAGGAAGAGGAAGAAGAAGAAGAACCUCCUCAGAUGCAGGAGAGGGGGCAGGGAGAACAAGAACUUUUGACACCUAAAAAAAUUUUAGAGACUCAUGAGUCCACGCCAGUGUCUUCCACUCUUCCUCCUGUAGACGUUGGCACGUUUCUUGCAUUCCCCUCUCCGGAGAAACUGUUGCGACUGGGCCCCAAGUGUUCAACCUUGAUAGUUCAGCAGACAGACACAUCUGAUGUUGAGAAGGUAGUUAUGGUUUUUCUGAAGAUCUCUUCUGUGUUCAAAGAUGAAACAACAGUGAAAACAGCAGUGCAUGAAACAACAGAUAUGUUGAUGAGGGAAGCCUUUUCUUCAGCUACCUUCAAUUCUGAUGCUUUCAUUACUAGCCUCCUGGUCCACAUGGGCUUACUCAAGAGUGAAGAGAAGAUCAAGGCUGUUCAAAGCCUUUAUGGUCCUCUGAUGACUGUGAAUCACGUGGUCCAGCAGGAUUAUUUCCCCAAGUCUCUUGUCCCAGUACUCUUGGCCUUCGUCACAAAACCCAACCGUGCUUUGGAUUCCUGUUCUGUUGCCCGCCACUUACUGUUGCAAACUCUCCAUCAGCUGUAACAGAUGAACAGCUGCCCCCAUCUUUGUCAUAAGACUGUCAGCAAAGCAUUCCAAGAUGGAGAGCAGGAAAAGACAAUUAGAACUUAGGAGUGCGACACUUGUCCUGUCUUGUCACCAGGAUGACUAGCUGGCUUCUGCGAUAACAAACUUUGAGGAACGCUGCAUUGUGCUUUUUAUGUUUUUGUGUGUUUUUUCUAUUAUUAUUAUUUUAAGCUCCGUGUUUCCAAAGCGAACUCUGCCUUCCCUGUUUUACCUUUUGUUCAAGUAGUUGUUGCUCAGUUAUCCAACACUUGUUUUGUUGGGACUUCUGUUUCCAAAUUCAGCUGCCGUCAGGAUUUGAAUCCGACUGAUUGUCUCAAGCUGUAUUGUUCAUCAAAGGACCCCCCCUUCUCUUGGGAUAGCAGCAGCAAAAUUCUGAAUCUAGCUUUAUUACAGUACUGUGCUGUGAACCCAACAUUAGGUUUGCAUUUUUUCUAGUUAUUGGCUAGCACCCAGGUAUAAAGCAAUGUUUCUGUUUCUGUUGUUUCUCUGAGAUUUGAGGUGUUGUAACUGAAUAGAAUGUGACAUAUAUUGCUAAAGGACAUUUCAUUGCCUGUUUAGUUCUCACUUUACAUUGAAUUUUUCCCACUAAUAAGGCUGAUUCUAGCAGUCUGCUGUUGUGAUACUGCUUUAUACACACAUAUGCCCAAUUAAAAUAGAUCUGGUUCAGGGUAAUCAAAAUCA